Notechis scutatus (mainland tiger snake) is the source of this 3272-nucleotide messenger RNA. Lineage: Eukaryota; Metazoa; Chordata; Lepidosauria; Squamata; Elapidae. The record is from RefSeq and is a predicted model, not a curated record.
UGUCUACCUAGCCUGCCAUUUCUGGAUUUUUCAGUGUUUACCUACCUGCUUUAGAAAGCCCAUCGUUUGCCUAUGCAGAUCAGGAGCUCAGCAUUUGUCUCUGGAAGCCACUGAAGCGUUUUCCCUGCCUAUAAAGCAUGAUGGUUCCUGAAAUAACAGGGAGCACCAUGUGAGGAGAAGCUCCAAAAGGCAGAAAGGAGGCAGAGGAAGAGAAGAGAGGGGGAGGUGAAAUGCCAAAAUGUCAGUGCUUACUCCUAUCCUGACACCUCCUGAGGUGAAGAAGUACAUGACUGAAGGUGAACGCUUUAUUAAGUGGGAUGAUGAAUCUGCAAAUGCACACCCUGUCAUUCUACGGGUGGACCCAAAGGGAUUUUAUCUGUAUUGGACUUUUCAAAGUAAGGAGAUUGAAUUUUUGGAUAUUACAAGCAUCCGAGAUACUAGAGUGGGGAAAUUUGCAAAGAUUCCUAAAAAUCACAAACUCCGAGAAGUUUUCAACUUGGAUUUUCCAAACAACAAUUUUCUUCACAAGAUAUUGACUGUGGUUUCUGGUCCUGAUAUGGUGGACCUCACAUUUCACAAUUUUGUUUCUUAUAAAGAAAAUGUUGGCAAGAACUGGGCAGAUGAUAUGAUGGACUUCGUUCGGAACCCCUUUAUAUACAAUGCUUCCCGUUACACUUUCCUGGAGAAAAUUCUGGUGAAACUGAAGCUGCAACUGAAUGCUGAGGGGAAAAUUCCUGUCAAGAAUAUUUUUCAAAUGUUUCCCGCAGACAGAAAAAGGGUAGAAGCAGCAUUAAGUGCCUGUCAUCUUCCACAGGGGAAGAAUGAUGGUAUCAACCCAGAAGACUUUCCUGAAAAAGUGUAUAAAACAUUCCUGAUAAAUCUGUGUCCUCGGCCGGAUAUUGAUGAAAUAUUUACCUCACACCAUUCCAAAGCCAAGCCAUACAUGACGAAAGAUCACUUGACAAAAUUUAUCAACAAGAAACAGCGAAAUUCCCACCUCAAUGACACACUUUUUCCUCCUGCCAAACCAGAUAGAGUACAGGGACUCAUAGAAAAAUAUGAGCCUAGUGGGAUGAAUAUUCAAAGAGGGCAGCUGUCUCCUGAGGGAAUGGUUUGGUUCCUGUGUGGUCCUGAAAACAGCAUUAUAUCUCAGGACAAACUGUUCCUAUACCAAGAUAUGAACCAGCCACUCUCCCACUAUUUCAUCAACUCAUCCCACAACACUUACCUAACAGCUGGACAGUUUUCUGGAAUUUCAUCUCCUGAAAUGUAUCGCCAAACUCUCUUGGCUGGUUGUCGUUGUGUGGAACUUGAUUGCUGGAAGGGACGUCCUCCAGAUGAGGAACCAAUCAUCACCCAUGGGUACACUAUGACAACUGAAAUACUGUUCAAGGAUGCACUUGAGGCUAUUGCGGAAAGCGCUUUUAAAAUUUCUCCCUACCCAGUAAUCCUGUCUUUUGAGAACCAUGUGGAUUUGCCUAAGCAGCAGGCAAAGAUGGCUGAGUACUGUAGAACCAUCUUUGGGGACAUGUUGUUGACUGAACCCUUGGAAAAAUAUCCACUAAAACCAGGGGUGCCAUUGCCAAGUCCUCAGGAUCUCAUGGGGAAGAUCUUGAUUAAGAAUAAGAAGAACCAAUUUAUGCCUGGGGAGAACCAAGAUGCCCUGAAGAAGAGGAAGAGUUUGGAGGAUGAAGUCACAGACCAACCCAUACCUACAGAAAAGGAUAGCACAGUCAAGCCAGUUGAGGAGGGUGAAAAAGUUCCUGAAACGGAGAGAAAUCUGGAAAACCUAAACGAGGAAGAGAUUAAAAAGCUACAGUCCGAUGAGGGAACUGCAGGUCUGGAAGUGACAGCCUAUGAAGAAAUGUCCAGUCUGGUGAAUUACAUUCAACCCAUCAAAUUUGAGAGUUUUGAAAUUUCAGCACGCUACCAUCAUGUCUGCCUUCGUAGUGAGAGCAAUCGGCCUCUUACAAUGCCCUCUCUAUUUGUCUAUGUGGAGAUGAAAGAUUACGUUCCUGAUUCAUGGGCAGAUCUCACCAUGGCUUUAUCCAAUCCAAUAAAGUUUUUUACUGCACAUGAUAAAAAGAUGAAGAAUGCAGAUGCUAAUAAUGAGAAAUCCAUAUUGGAAAAGAAACUUUCAAUCAAUGGGAUACCAAACAUCCUGGGAAGCUAUUGCACUCCUUCAAAUGGCCCUGCAGGAACCUUGAUUACACUGAAGGACGGGACCAUGAAAGAAACUGCAAAAUUAAUUACAGAGCCACAGACAGCCACCAUUGAAGAGAUACAGCAGAUGAAAACUUUUGGGAAGCUCUUGAAAAAGCAAGAAAAGGAACUAAAGGAGUUGGAGCGGAAGAUGACAAAGCGCAAGGAAGAACUAUUACAGAAAUACGCUGCUUUUUUCACUGAGGUGGUCAGCCAGCUUGGCAGAAAUGAAAUGUCAUGCCCAUCAAGAACUCCACGAAGAAAAAGUUGCAGGAUAGUUUUGGAUGAAAGCAGCACAAAGGGAAAUGCUGCAGAGUUGACAGAGAAUGCUGAUAAUAAAAUGAUGGAGCUAAAAGAGAAAUUGGAGGAAGAAUUACUCCACCUGGGAGAAGAACAGUAUGAUGCAAUCUGGAAGAAGAAAGAUCAGCAUGCCAUAGAGAAAGUUGCUAAAAUGUUACAGCUUGCAAGAGAGAAGCAAGCAUCUGAGCUGAAGGCACUAAAGGAAUCUUGGGAAAGCAACACUAAAGAAAUGAAAAAGAAAUUAGAGGUGAAGAGACUGGACAAAAUCCAAGCUGUGGCCAAGAAUACUGAUAAGAGUGCUCAGGAAAGGUUAAAAAGAGAAAUCAAUAAUUCACAUAUUCAGGAAGUUGUAAAAGCAGUCAAGCAGAUGAAUGCGAAACAGUCAAGGCACCAACAAGUCUUGGAAGCAAAGCAGUCAACCUGCCUAGGAAAAAUCAAGGAAAAAGAAAGCCAGCUCCAGCAGGAAGCAUUCACAGAGUAUGAAAACAAGAUGAAAACUAUCAGUGCAGAAGUGCAAGAUUCAGUGAAGAACUGCAUGAAAGUCUGUUACCCUUCGGAAGCUGACACGGCAAAGAGAGAGGCCCCUGGAGCUGCCGGUGAGGGAGAUCAAAGGCCAUGUGGGAACCUGGUGACUCCUGAGACUCUAAGAUAUGCCACUGAGGUGGUGAAGGAGGAAGUUAUCAUGGAUGAAGAAUCCAGCAGAUUGUAAGACUCAGUGGAAGUCUUAUUUUAAAGUUCCUAUAUUUUAAAAGUAAAUCUCAUUUUGUUUC